Molecule: messenger RNA, 2471 nt
Organism: Ceratitis capitata (Mediterranean fruit fly)
Lineage: Eukaryota; Metazoa; Arthropoda; Insecta; Diptera; Tephritidae
Gene: Aps
Product: diphosphoinositol polyphosphate phosphohydrolase 2
Exons: 5
Coding region: 930-1421 (163 amino acids)
Biological process (GO): diadenosine hexaphosphate catabolic process; adenosine 5'-(hexahydrogen pentaphosphate) catabolic process; diphosphoinositol polyphosphate metabolic process
Cellular component (GO): cytoplasm; nucleus
Molecular function (GO): bis(5'-adenosyl)-hexaphosphatase activity; diphosphoinositol-polyphosphate diphosphatase activity; endopolyphosphatase activity
Source: RefSeq, a predicted model, not a curated record
AACUCACUUUUGAGGCUGUCAAAUUUAGUGCAAUUUCUUUAUGUACUCUGCAUUUGGUGUGAAAUAAUUAACAGUCGCAAGAAGUAGUGAAUGAAGUGAAAAAAUUAACUUUUCUGCAUCGUUAACGAGCAGAAAAUUUGUAUCACAUUGAAAUUGUACUGAGAAUUCAUCGCCAGCAAAGCAGCAGUCACGAUCGUGUGUCAAAAAGAAAGAUGGAAAGCAGGUGUCUAACUAAAAGUAGAUAAGCAACGUCUGGAAACAGAUUUCUUUGCUUUAUAACGCAGCAGACAAAGAAGAAAAAGCAACAGAAAAAAAGUAAUAAGAAAAAUUAUAAACGUGAGGAAAAAUAACUCACGCCAAGUCGAGAAACGACAGUAGCAGAAUUGUGACGACGACAACGACGCAGUCGACGUCGCCAUUUCAAAAAGCAACAAGAACAAAUUCUGCAGCAGAAGCAGCAGUUUUGCAAAGACAAAAGCGCCAACAGAAGGCAUAAACGCGAAACAGCAAAACUACACAAAAAUGCUCAUAUUGCAAAGCUAAACAUAAUUUUGCCACUUUUCCCCACAAUUUUUAUUUUUAUUUAUACAUAAUUUAAAACUUUCUUACGACGUUUUUUCUUUGGUUCUUUGGAAAUUUCCUCCUGUGCCUCUUUUAAGUGCACACAAUUCGCCGACAGCCGUGUACGCCGCAUGCCUAUCUACCAACCGAUCGUCUAACCGGUCGACCUAUCUAUUUAGCGUACUUGGCGUGUAUUCAUUUAUACUUUUAAGCUUUAAUAAAUAAAUUAUUAAAGGUCUUGGAGCCUGCUGCUACGAAAUUUGUCUGCAAAUUUCUUAAUUCUAUUUAAACCGCUGCGCGUUUUUAACAAGUUAUUCUAUUUAAAAUAUUAUAUAUUUCUUAAAACUUAUACGAAAUUCUUGCUAAAGAUGGUUAAGGAAAAGCCUAAUUCUACACGAAUUUACGACAAGGAUGGCUUUCGCCGUCGAGCGGCUUGCAUUUGCGUGCGUUCCGACGCCGAAGCAGAGGUGCUCUUGGUUACCUCAUCACGUCGCCCAGAAUUGUGGAUUGUGCCCGGUGGUGGCGUUGAACCCGAAGAAGAGCCUUCGGUUACGGCUGUGCGUGAAGUACUCGAAGAGGCCGGUGUUGUGGGCAAACUUGGCCGUUGUUUAGGUGUAUUUGAGAAUCGUGAACAUAUGCAUCGUACUGAGGUGUUUGUAAUGACCGUUACUAACGAGCUCGAAGAGUGGGAGGAUUCACGUAGCAUUGGUCGUAAACGCCAAUGGUUUUCAAUAGACGAUGCAUUGACACAAUUAGCAUUGCAUAAACCGACACAGCGACAUUAUUUAAUGCAACUUAGGCAUUCGAAAAGUAAUACGACCACUUCGAAUACACCACCAGCAUCGCCUACAGAGACAUAAGGAUAAAUAGUGAGCAAAAUUGUCACACACAAACACACACACACCCACACACACAUACACGCAGAGAUUUACCCUUGCAAUACGUAGAUGCAGCGCGUUCUAUGUUUGCGUAUAUACGUGGACCGUAAACUUAAAAGUGACGAAAAACGCACGCAAAAACAAACACACACACACACACACGCAUAUACAGUUAGACGUACACGUAAACACACCCAUACACAAAUUACCAUAUACAUACCUACACUCACACAUACAUUUUUAUAUUAAUAUAGCAGGUGUUUGCAUGCAACACCAGCCGCUGUUGCGCUGACACAGUGUAUGUUGAUAUAUUAACAUAUUAAAAAGAAAAAUGCACUUAAUUUAAAGAUUUAUUCAUGUUUUGGCGAAUUUGCAACCAAUUCACUUUCAUCUAAAACUACUUUUUUAAAUGAAUAAUAAAAUGAAUGUCUACACGCAUACAUGCCACAUACACACACGUGCAGUUAAAAGUAAAUAUUAUCAUUACCAUUUAAUUAUGUCGUAAAGUGAAAGAAUAGAUACUUAUGUAUAUCUAAUAUGCAAAAAAAAAUUUAGUUUAAAUCUUUUCUUGAAAUAUGCAAACAAACCAUAGACUAACAACAAAAAAAAAACAAUUUAUGAUACACAUCAACAACAAAACAUAAACAAAAUUCAUCACUAACAUUAAGCUAUUUUUUUUUAAUACUGUAAUUAAAGUCUAUAAUAAUUAAGUUGAACAAAAAGUGAAAUGUAAAGAAAACACAUUGACAAAAUGAAAAUUAUGUAUGUACUAUGCUAGAAAAAAAAAAUGUUUGAUAUAUAAAAUUAAACUGUAUUGUUAACUCUUAACUGAAAUGCAGUUUUAGUUUGGCGGGUAAUCUUAAUUUAAUGAAAAAAAAACCAAACAAAACAAAGUACAUAACUAAAUAAAGAUAUUUUCGUAAUUUAUAACAGUCGAAAAGUAAACCAAAAUCGAUAUAAAAUAAGCAAGCUCAUACAUAUGUAAUAAUGUGAACAAUGUAUUUGACGCAACUAAUCAGUAAAAAAAAAAAA